Thrips palmi is the source of this 922-nucleotide messenger RNA. RefSeq lists its product as uncharacterized. The record is from RefSeq and is a predicted model, not a curated record. The transcript has a single exon. The coding region runs from base 1 to 642 and encodes 213 amino acids. NCBI's taxonomy places the organism in Eukaryota, Metazoa, Arthropoda, Insecta, Thysanoptera, Thripidae.
AUGGUGCUGUGCGGCGUGGUGGCCGUCCACGCUGGCGGCUGGAGCUCUGGCGGCUCCGGCGGCUACGGCUCCGGCGGCUGGAGCUCCGGCGGCUACGGCGGCGGCUACGGCUCCGGCGGCUGGAGCUCCGGGGGCGGCUGGAAGAGCUCCGGAGGCUGGCCGUCCGGAGGCGGCUACAGCUCCGGCUGGUCCUCCCCGGUCAUCAAGUCCUCGGGCUGGAGCAGCCCGUCCUACUCCUCGGGAUGGUCGUCUCCCGCCGUCAUCAAGUCCUCCGGCUGGUCCUCCGGCGGCGGCUGGCCCUCGUCCUCCUACUCUUCCGGCAGCUCCGGCUGGUCUUCCCCGUCGUACUCGUCGGGCUGGUCCUCCCCGUCCUACUCCUCGGGCUACAAGUCCUCCGGCUGGUCCUCCCCGUCCUACUCCUCGGGCUGGUCCUCACCGUCCUACUCCUCCGGCUGGUCUUCCCCGUCCUACUCCUCGGGCUACAAGUCCUCCGGCUGGUCGUCCCCGUCCUACUCCUCGGGCUGGUCCUCCCCGUCCUACUCCUCCGGGUCCUACUCCUCCGGCGGCUGGCCGUCUGCCUCCUCGGGCUGGUCCUCUCCGUCCUACUCCUCCGGGGGCUCCGGCUGGUCCUCGGGUUGGUAAACCGCCCCCCGACUGCAUCGAGCCGAACAGCCAUCCUCACCUCAUCUCAUUAUAACAAGUAUCGAGUGAAAAAAAAAAGAGUGCAGGUCGUCUUGAAAUUCAAUUCUUAUUUAUUUUGCGUGAAUUAAUUCCAUGCGAGUUCAUCGCAGUGUCCCUGUGUUCCAAACGGUGGGAAAUGAGUUACCAUUGUUUACCAUGCGUGUCCUUUUGUCAUGUGAUAGUCUUCAGAGUACCUGUGUAUAAAUUAUGCCUUACUUCGCACCAGAAAAAAAAUAAAAUC